Molecule: messenger RNA, 3001 nt
Organism: Momordica charantia (bitter melon)
Lineage: Eukaryota; Viridiplantae; Streptophyta; Magnoliopsida; Cucurbitales; Cucurbitaceae
Product: Regulator of chromosome condensation (RCC1) family protein
Source: RefSeq, a predicted model, not a curated record
UCCCUCAAUUCACCAUCAAACAGACACCUCAUCUCUUUAAAAACGUAUAGAUUUGGAAGAACGAAGACACCUCUCAUAGGAUAAUAAAAAAGCAGGAAUUAUUCAUUCUCACUCCUCCUCGAGAUAAAAAUUCCCUUUCGUUUUCUCCCCAAAGAAAGAAAUUCCUGAAUCAUCCUAUAAUCAUCCUCUUCGUGUGGCAAGAGAAGUAGCAUCCGAUCGGAAAACCCACUUCGUCGUCACUGUCAAUUUUUUGAUCUAAAUUUGCAUCUCUUGUGGGUCGAUACCGAGGGGAAAAACUGGGCAAUUGUUGGCGGAUGAAGUUGGGUUUUGACGAAUUCUCGUUUCAACUCACAUGUAAUUUUGUUUCUGAAUAAUUACGAAUUGAUCUGCGAGGAUCAUCGUUUACAGUUAACGAUUCUCGUUUCUCCCAUCAUCUGGGGUUGCGAAUUUGGGGGAGAUUUUUUUGUUUCUGGAAAUUUUAUGAUCUGGGUCUGAGGAAUUUUUUUCUUUUGUUUCAAAAAUAUGUCUGAUCAUUGGUGGGGAUCGUCAUAAUUGUAAAACCUGUUCUGGGUCAUUUAGGAUGGAAGUUGAUCUUACUUAUUGUUUUAGUUUUUGGUCUCUGACUUUUGGUCCUUGUAAUGAGUUUGCGUGAAUAGGUGUUUCUCCUCUCCUCUGGCAAUUCUUUCCUUUUUGGGUUUCUUUUGGUGUUGGAAUAUCCAUUCAUGGACGAUUGGUAUUCUUCCUAACAAAGCUUUGCCUUUUUCUCUGACUCAAAUUUGAAAUCAUCAUCUUCUUCUUCUCUCUUUGAAACUUCUUCUGCUCUUUUAGAGCUUCUUGUUAUCCCUUCUGCUACUCUUUAAGUUGCUCAAGUUGUAGCGAUGGAGUGGCUCAUUGUUUUUAACUGAUAUAAUCUUGAAGAAAAGGGUAUCUGGGUUGGGGGCUGUGGCUCUUAAAUCAAUAAGCUUCAAAGCAUCCAUUAAUCCAUUAAACGUUUGCUUUUUCGUUUGUUUUCUCCUUUGUUGUAUAAGGGAUUUAUACAGGGCUGCUUUCUUUUCUUGUGUAGAUUUAAAAGUUGAAGUUUGUUGGACAAUCUGAUUUGUCUAGCAAUUUAGAAGCUUCUUCUGCCAAGUUGGGGCACUGCAAAGAUUUGGCAGUGCCCAUGGAUGCCACGACAAGCAAAACAGCAGCUAUACAGUUCCAUAGCAUUCCUGAUCAACCAGUUUCUGCUAUUGUCACCAGUCCAGCAUCAACAUUUCCACUACCGAAGCGACAUUGCUUUGGGGAAUCCGACCCGGGCGAAUUCCCCUUAGCUGCUAAUCCCUCCAUUGUCCUUCAUGUCCUGACAGCAUGUAACUUGGAUCCUCAAGACCUUGCUAAGUUAGAGGCGACGUGUUCAUUCUUUAGGCAGCCUGCAAACUUCGCCCCUGACUAUGAAUUAUCGAUUUCGGAACUUGCUGCUUUGGAUAUGUGCCAAAAGAGAGCCAUAUUCAAACCUAUGACAGCUGAACAGCAUCAAGCUUUGAAGCAAAGAUGUGGUGGUUCCUGGAAACUGGUAUUGAGAUUUUUGCUGGCUGGAGAAGCAUGUUGCAGAAGGGAGAAAUCCCUGGCAAUAGCAGGACCCGGUCACAGCAUUGCAGUCACCUCAAAAGGAGCUGUUUACUCCUUUGGGUCCAACAGCUCAGGACAGCUCGGACAUGGUACCAUUGAAGAGGAGUCCCGGCCUCGUCUAAUCAGAUCCCUACAAGGAAUUCGAAUAAUUCAGGCAGCAGCAGGGGCUGGGAGGACAAUGUUAAUCAGUGAUGCCGGGCAUGUUUAUGCAUUUGGCAAGGAUUCAUUUGGUGAAGCUGAGUAUGGAGGUCAAGGAGCUCAAUUCGUUAUUACACCAAAGUUGGUCGAAUCACUAAGGGAUAUAUUUGUAGUGCAAGCUGCAAUUGGAAACUUUUUUACUGCUGUACUAUCAAGAGAAGGUAGGGUGUACACAUUUUCUUGGGGAAGUGAUGGUAGACUCGGUCAUCAGACCGAACCAAACGACUUGGAACCACGGCCCCUGAUGGGAGCGUUAGAAAACACUCCAGUUGUACAAAUUGCUGCUGGAUAUUGCUACCUUCUUGCUCUAGCUUGUCAUCCAAAUGGCAUGUCAGUAUACUCUGUUGGGUGCGGACUGGGUGGGAAGCUCGGUCACGGUUCAAGGACGGAUGAGAAACACCCACGGCUCAUUGAACAGUUUCAGCUUUUGAAUCUUCAGCCAAUUGUGGUAGCUGCUGGUGCUUGGCAUGCAGCGGUUGUGGGGCGGGACGGCCGAGUUUGUACAUGGGGUUGGGGCCGGUAUGGGUGUCUGGGUCAUGGAAAUGAGGAAUGUGAAUCUUCACCUAAGGUGGUGGAAGCAUUAAGCAACGUUAAAGCAGUACAUGUUGCUACAGGAGAUUAUACUACAUUUGUAGUAUCAGAUGAUGGCGACGUGUACUCUUUCGGUUGCGGAGAAUCUGCUAGUCUGGGGCAUAAUAAUAACGUCGCCGAUGGGCAGGGGAAUCGGCACCCGCACGUUUUAAGCCCAGAACUUGUAAGGUCCCUGAAGCAAAUUAACGAGCGAGUAGUUCAGAUUAGCCUGACUAAUUCGAUUUACUGGAAUGCACACACCUUUGCGCUGACUGAGUCAGGGAAGUUGUAUGCAUUUGGUGCUGGAGACAAAGGGCAGCUCGGGGUUGAACUUCUGGCGAAUCAAACCGAAAGGGGAAAUCCAGAGCGAGUCGACAUUGAUCUAAAUUAACCAAAAGGAAAGAAGUCAGUAACUUUUCUCAGCAAACACAACUUCAUUGAUGUCCAAAGUAUGCUAAUGUUAUGGCAUUGCAUUUUGAUGCUUAGAAUUGCCUUAUGAAAUUAUUAAUUUGUAAAUAGGGAAAAAAAAAAGAACUCAAAAAAAUGUGAAGAAUGGUUCUGGUUGGUUGUUGAUAUUUGGAUGGGAAAUGGAUGGAUGGGCAUGCUUGUUCUUUGUAGGUUUUAA